ACGCACAAACAUGGUUGCCAGGCACCGGAAGUAGCCAAUUACUUUGCUGGAUUCCGUUCUUCCGCGGGGCGGAAAAGGCAUGUCGGCUUGUGUCCGGACCGUUUCCAGUCCUCCUCCUUUGCAGGACCCCAUGAGCAAGCUGUGGCGGCGCGGGAGCACCUCUGGAGCUAUGGAGGCCCCCGAGCCAGGGGAAGCGCUGGAGUUGAGCCUGGCGGGUGCCCACAGCCACGGAGUACACAAGAAAAAACACAAGAAACACAAAAAGAAACACAAGAAGAAGCAUCACCAGGAAGAGGAGGCCGGGCCCACACAGCAGGCUCCUGCCAAGCCCCAGCUGAAACUUAAAAUCAAGCUGGGAGGACAGGUUCUGGGCACCAAGAGCGUUCCUACCUUCACUGUGAUCCCCGAGGGGCCACGCUCGCCUUCUCCCCUGAUGGUGGUGGAGAAUGAAGAGGAACGGAUGGAAGGAGUGCCUCUCGAGCAGUACCGAGCCUGGCUGGAUGAAGACAGUAAUCUGUCCCCCUCCCCGCUUCGGGACCUGCCCGGGGAUCUGGAAGGCCAGGAGGAAGAGGAGGAACAGAGGUGGCUCGAUGCCCUGGAGAAGGGGGAGCUGGAUGACAAUGGAGACCUCAAGAAGGAGAUCAACGAACGGCUGCUCACUGCCCGACAGCGAGCCCUGCUCCAGAAGGCUCGGAGUCAGCCAUCCCCGACGCUGCCUCUGCCCGUGACUGGGGGCUGCCCGGCCCCUGCCCUCACGGAGGAGAUGCUGCUGAAGCGGGAGGAACGGGCACGCAAGCGGCGUCUGCAGGCAGCGAGGCGGGCCGAGGAGCACAAGAAUCAGACAAUCGAGCGUCUCACAAAGACAGCAGCUCCUAGUGGGCGAGGAGGGCGUGGGGCGGCGCGGGGCGAGCGGCGUGGAGGGCGGGCGGCUGCCCCGGCCCCUGCGCCCAUGGUGCGCUACAGCAGUGGGGCACAGGGCUCCACCCUGUCCUUUCCUCCCGGCGUCCCCACGCCCGCUGCUCUGGUGCAGCGGCCUGCCCCGCCGGGCCCUGCUCCACGCUGCUCCGUCCCCGGCUGCCCUCACCCACGUCGUUACGCCUGUUCCCGCACGGGCCAGGCCCUAUGCAGCCUACAGUGCUACCGCAUCAACCUGCAGCUACGGCUGGGUGGACCCGAGGGCCCUGGGUCCCCGCUCCUGGCCACUUAAGGCCGC
This is a messenger RNA of Acomys russatus (golden spiny mouse), 1213 nucleotides long. RefSeq names its product INO80 complex subunit B (gene Ino80b). The transcript is spliced from 5 exons. Gene Ontology annotation, biological process: chromatin remodeling. The record is from RefSeq and is a predicted model, not a curated record. Lineage: Eukaryota; Metazoa; Chordata; Mammalia; Rodentia; Muridae. The coding region runs from base 80 to 1207 and encodes 375 amino acids. Gene Ontology annotation, cellular component: Ino80 complex.